UAUGCGUUGCAUUGCUGUCGAAAAUGGCGUCGGGCUCGGAGCUGCCAGAAUAUUCGUCCCCAGCAAAACGACGAAAAGUCGACGGCAACGGUUACAUCGGUACCAGCACCACGAAACCUGAUUUCCAAGAUUGUGAGACGUCGCAUGAUACUCGGAACGAAGAUCUCGAAGAAACAUAUGGAGGAGAUAGCGGAUUCAAUGAAUUGAGCGACGAAUCCAAAUCGACUUCAGUUUCUCCAGAUGCUACAAACUUGACAACAACUCCAUCUAGAAUUGAUUCCACCGGCGAUGACACUGGUUGUCCAAUCGAUAUUGCAGAUGAAAAAGACGAAGUGUCGUCAACAGUUUCAAAUUUAUCCGAUUUAUCUGGACUAUCUGACUUUUCUGGCGAAGGAGAGGUCAAUCAUCAAUGGAGAAAUGCAUCUUCAUGGGUUCAAAAGCAAAUGUUGAUAGGUGCUGAUCCUCGAGAUCUCCUGCAUCAUCUCCUUAUGGAUUCUACUCAGAUUCCAGAGCAGGUCGACGACUUGACUCUUUGGAAGAUUAUAGUAAAUGUGAUGUCUGAACCACCGCGUCGUCAGAAGUUGAGGCAUAUAAAUACUUUGUCGGAUGUAGUCAGAUUAAUACGUAAUAGUAAAAGAAUUAUAGUCUUAACCGGAGCGGGUGUAAGUGUCAGUUGUGGCAUACCAGACUUCAGAAGUAGAGACGGUAUCUACUCCAGACUGGCUCAGGAUUUUCCAGAUUUACCCGAUCCACAGGCUAUGUUCGAUAUUAAUUACUUUGGUCAAGAUCCAAGACCGUUUUAUAAAUUCGCGCGAGAAAUUUAUCCUGGACAGUUCAAACCCAGUCCUUGCCACAGGUUUAUUAAAAUGCUCGAUAAACAGAAGAAGCUUCUAAGAAAUUAUUCGCAAAACAUCGAUACGCUUGAACAAGUAGCGGGCAUUGAAAAUGUGAUCGAAUGUCAUGGCUCCUUUGCCACUGCAUCGUGCACGAGGUGUAAAUAUCAAGUGAAAGCCGACGAUAUCAGGGAAGACAUUUUCGCUCAAAGGAUACCAUUGUGUCCAAAAUGCAGAGUUAACAUUUUGCCACCUAUAUCGGAGAUUAAUCCUAAUGAAAGUUACAGAGAUUUGGUGACGCAGGGCAUAAUGAAACCAGAUAUCGUUUUCUUUGGGGAAGGACUUCCGGAUGCUUUUCACGAUGCGAUGUCAAAAGACAAAGAUGACUGUGACCUUUUAAUCGUGAUCGGAUCAUCGUUGAAAGUCCGGCCGGUAGCAUUAAUUCCUUCCUCUAUUCCGUCUCAUGUUCCACAAAUUCUAAUUAAUCGCGAAUCGUUACCGCAUCUAAAGUUUGACGUUGAACUGUUGGGAGAUGGUGACAUUGUUAUAAAUCAAUUGUGUCAGUUAAUGGGGGACAACUAUAAGGAAGUAUGUUGGAACGACAUGAUUCUUAAAGAAGCAACGCAACUUCUACCGAUACGUUAUUUGUCGGAUGAUACUUGGGAGCAAAGUCAAGACACAACAACGAAUACCGUGUUAACACGAGACAGUGUUGAAACUGAUUUCAAACCACACGACUCGUGCUCUGUUGAAAGUCAAGACAGUCUUAUGGUUAACAACGGUAGUGGUGUCCAACAACGCGCUGAGUGUAUAAACGUGUGCAUUUCACCCUACCGCAACGAUCAUCAUGUUAAUAAUACAGAUGAGAGGUUCAGUCUCUUGGGAGACAGUCCGAAGAGAAGAUUGGGCGAGUCGAGUGCUGAAAGCAGUCCGAAAAGAAUGAACUUUGGUAGCAGUUCUACAUUAGACUUUAACUCAUCCUCUUCGAUAACCGAGACCUCCGAUUGCUCGACCGAUUACAAAAUUCAUGUUGUGUCGGUGGAAUCUACCUCAAAAAACAAUGGAAAAGUUUAUAAUUUAGAGGAGUGUCAAGUAUUUCCAAGAAUAAUCGAAUUUUCCUCGGAAAGUACGAUUUUAGAUUCUACGUUGAAAUCGAAUCGUUGUAUGGAAAAUACGGUAGUGUCCGACAUGAGCGACGAUCGUACAACAGUAGCCACCACUGGAAUUGAUAAAAUUAAUUUUAAACCAAGGCAAGCGUCUAUCGAUUCUGCGUUGGAUUCUGGAAUAGGAGAUAGUUGUAACAGCGUCGAUAGUCGAGAGGGGAAAAACGACAAAGACGAAUUAAAAAAUGGGAGACUAGAAAGACACUGUUGGCAGACUAAAGUACGAGAAAGCAUUGCUACGAGAUUGCCAGAAAACUCGUACUACCAACUAACACCUGGAAAGUAUAUUUUCCCUGGUGCAGAAAUAUAUUCAGAUCCCGAGGAUUACGAUCAAUGUUCCCUUUCAAUAAAUUCUGAAAGUUCAGAGAGCGACAGCGAUUCUUCGUCUGCGGUGGAAGAAGAAGAGGAAGAGGAGGAGGAGGAGGAGGAGGAGGAAGAGGAGGAGGAGGAGGAGGAGGAGGAGGAGGAGGAGGAGGAGGAGGAGGAGGAGGAGGAGGAGGAGGAGGAGGAGGAGGAGGAGGAGGAGGAGGAGGAGGAGGAGGAAGAAGAAGAUGAGGAAGACGAGGACGACGAAGAGGAGGUUGAACAGCAAAGUGAAAUAAAUAAAAAUGAUAAGCUAGAAGAAACAAGCCAGGGUAAGAAGUUGUUUCAAAGUACGAGCGUCAAAGCUGAUACCAAUAUCGAUGGCGAAGAGAUUAAGUGGACAACAAGUAGUAUUUACAGUGGUGUAUAAGGUUAAUGGAAAACUGCAUUUAAGAAGUGACAACAUUGAUUUUUGUUACUCUGAAUCCAAGUUGGAAGUUGGAUGAAAGAAACGACAAAUAGUUGGAAAAGAGUGCAAUUCUUACCAGUUAACACGCGUGUAAACACGCCUCGCGCAAAGGUACGGAUGUUUGCUUUCCCAUAGGGCUUAUGCUUUUUUAAUGGGAUCUGUUUAUGAAGGAAUAGAAGGAAGUUGUUAAACAAUUUCUCGAGUAAGCAACGCGUUUUGUUACAAAGCACAAGACAUUCAAACUUACUAUGAUUUUCUGUUUCGUAGCAACAGUAGAAGUAACGUUGAUUUAAACUUUUUAUCAAAUUUAAAAUAUAUCUUUAAGAAAGAUGCUUCUAGAUGUGAAAAUGUGUCGUUGUAAACGAAGCAAUAAGUUCUGUAUCUUCUAAUUUAUACAUUUUUAGAAUGCACAAAUUGAGUAGUAUUUUCAUCGAUGUUAUCGAUUCGCGUAGUUGAAUACAAGUACUUUCGAGAUACGUAUCGGUUGGUAGAAGCCCCGGCGAAUAACGCGGAAACAUUAAAAUUCGUUCUGCUUCGUAAAUCUACUUUACGAACUGUCGGGAUGGUUUUAAGUAAACGUCUAUUGAUUUGAGAAAUUGUUUCCCUGUGAAAGUGUCCAAAGAGUAAUAAUUUACCCAAAAUUUGCAAGAAUGCAUUUCAAAAGAGAUAUUUGAUAUGUCUAGCAAAUUAACGUUAUUAAAAAAGAAGCAUUCGUUAUGAGAUAGUGAUGUAAUAUAUCUUUAGCUUCGACAGGCUCGUAAUGGAUCGAAUGCAAUUAAAACCGAACCAUGACUUCUAUUCGCGUACCAUAUGAUGGCCAUCUUUUCGUUCAUCUAUUAUUAGAAACUAAUCUAGUGUUUUAUGAACGAACAUUUACAUGAGACGACGGUGCCCUCCCUAUUCGUUCGUUCAUAAUAAAGAAACAACGUUCAAAAAAACAAACAAAAAAACACAAAAAAAAAUACAAAAAAAAAACAAAAAUUAAUUUUAUCAUAAAUUGUAAAUACUCUAUCGGGAGAAGUAGAUUAGUUAUUCAGAAUAUCGUGCAAUUGUAGAAAAUCAAGAAAUUUAGAAAUAUUAGUACUUUCGAAGAAAACGCAUAUAAAUUGCGCAAAAAAUCGAAUACACAACAAAAUGACGAAUGUUCUCGCGGGUGUAAUAAACGGUCGUGAAAAGUGAUUUUUUCUCAAUUCGGAAUAUUUUCCAGAUUUGUUCGUCAAUGCGCACGCGCAUGUAAUGUUGAUUUUUUAUAGAAAAGAAAAAAUCAAGCAUUUAACGAAUCGUCCCGAAAGAAAGUAACGGUAAACGAGUUUAAUAUUUCUCUUGUAGUAGAAGGAAAAUGUAAAAAAAUGAAAAAUUGCAAGAUUAAUUAGUAUUGAUUUCAAUGCUAUAGUACAACUUGUCCUGAUCGUUGUCGCUCUUACUUGUACUACUAUAACUAAAUACUACAACUGUCGUUAGUCCUUUCACUGUUACAUCUACUGCUACAAAAUCACUUCUUACUUAUUAAUAAUUAUUUAUGUUUUUGUAAAUUAUUGCCUAAGUUGGAAGGUAAAAGAGAAUCCUAGAUAAUCGAGAAUCAUGUAUUUUUAAGUAGUUUAUUUGAUAACGUAAGAAGAGAUGAAUAGAAAGUGUUAAUUCUGUCACGAUACUUGUUAAAAGUAUAUCGUUGCGUUCAGAGCAGCAUUGAACGAACGAACGUAGAUGUAAGUACGUACUACGACGAUGUAUACGUGUAAAUCGUAUUUUCAAGAAUACGAGAACAGGUGCUUGCUCUGUGUAUCAAAAAACGAAUUCUUAUUAGGAGUGAAAUAUUUCGAUCACAGUGACAGAUGUCGACGAAGAUGAGAAACAAUCUAGAUGUAGUUUUAAGUUUUAGCAAUAGAUUUCAGUACCCCGGGGCAGAAUUAGUCGCAAUGGUUUCGCACUGAAUGUUUUUUUUUUUAGAUUCGGUUUCUUUUUAUUGGAGCACGGGCGAAUGUACAAAGCAAUGUUGGAUAGCUUGGCAUUGCGUGUUAUUUUUAUAUGAACGAGAGAAGGUAGAAUAGUAAACGUAAACAGGAUUAAACGCAAGAAACCAGGAAAAUGCGACGAUAUAUUCGAGAAAUCGCGUGGCGAAUAUAACCCGCGAUCACGCGUCUCGAAGCUUAUUGUCGUGAAUAUUUCUAAGGAACGAAACGGUUGUGUGAAAAUUUAUUAUAAUUACUAGCAUGAUAAUUAUUUACUACACCUUGUGUGUAAUGUCUGAAACGCGCGCGUCGACGCGACGUGUAGGUCCGUGCACAUGUACAUACCAUAUGUAUGCAUAUGCAUAAACGAUAAACGUGAAUAAAUGGCGCAGCGAAACGAACGAGAUUAUCAGAGACCGCCACAGAAUAACUAAACGUUUCUGAUAUGUGUAUAUAAACAUACAUACAUACAUACAUACAUACAUACAUAUAUAUUUCCAAUACAUGGCAUGAAGCUUUAUUUUCUAUUAGCAGGCCAUGUAAAAGAAAAAGUAACGGAGGAACAAUGAGAAAAUUGAACUCGGUUAAAACGUCCUGAACGAUUAAAGAGAGAGAAAGAACGAUGAGGACUCGCUAGAGGCUUGAAGAGAAUAAAUAAAAUCAGUAAUUUGGUUCCUCGCGGAUACAAGUCAGUUUUAUAAGAUUUAGAAAGUUUAUCUUCUGCUAUUGUACAAAUGGCUUUAUUUAUCAUUGUUUGCAAAUCGAUACGCAAGUGGUACGGAUUAGAAUUUAUUUUUUAAAGCCUCCAUUCUGUGUUUAUUUAUUUGAGGUCUAUAUAGAUAACUAAUAAAUAGAUAGAUAGGUAAAUAGAUACAUAGAUAGAUAGAUAGAUAGAUAGAUAGAUAGAUAUGCGAAUGAGAGAAUAAAGGAAUGAAUGAACGAAUAUAAGAUAUGCAUACUAUACGUACAUAGGUGUCGUAUAUUACACGCGUGUAUGCAUAUGUGCAAAUAUCCGCGUGCCCAAAUAUACAUAUAUACAUAUACAUAUAUGAAUACAUGAAUAUAAAACUAUGUACGUAUAUAUAUAUAUAUAUAUAUAUAUUUGAAUGUAUGUAUACAUGUAAAAUGUAUAAAAAGUUGGUUUUAAUUGGCUUUUAAAAAUUAUUCAAAAUAUUUCUCUCUCUCUCUUUCUCUCUUUCUCUCUUUCUCGCUGUUGAUCGACUAGACGCACGAAGAGAAGUUGCGUUAUGUACAUAUUUUUUUGUCGAGUAUACGAUACUAUUGGAUUUAUAUUGCAAAAUCUAUUCUGAAUUCUAUUUAAGCAUUUACUUAUUUUCUCGGUUACUUAACAGAUAGUAUUAAUUAAAAAGUGCUUUAAAUUGUAUUUGCUCCUUGUUUAGGUGGUGUUAAAUUGAUAUACAUAUGUAGACAUACAAGUUUUAUAAUAACGCUAUUAUUUUCUACAGCCAGUGCGUAGUUUAUCGUGCGCACAGUCGAUUCAGAGAGAAGCAUUAACUUGCAAAGAUUUGACAAUCAUGCCAACUUUUUUUCCACAGUACUGACUUUUUGUAUAAAUGCGUCACAUGUAAAUAUUUAUUACUUUUACUUGUAUAAUGAAUCGUAAAUUUCUAUCGUUUCGGCUGAACAGUGAAGAACUUUCAAUGUCCCGUUCUCCUCUUUUUUUCCUUUGCGCUUCAAGAUAAACGCGUCUCUUUGCAUAUCGCUUAGGCGUCAACCAAAAUACACGAUUUAACGAUUAUCAGAACGGAAGAUCUUUUCAUCGUUUAGCCGACACGAAAGAACGAGGUGCAGAAGCUCUUAAUUUUUUUUAUAAUUUGUUAUUUAAUGUAAUGAAUGUUAUAAAAAUGUUCUCUAUUUCAGACGUUAUAAGUUUUCUGUUUCUUUGGUAUUAUUAAUGUGUAAGUUUAUCUCCUAAAUUAAACAUUUUCUAUGAUA
Colletes gigas is the source of this 6673-nucleotide messenger RNA. RefSeq names its product NAD-dependent protein deacetylase sirtuin-1-like. Bases 24 to 2729 code for a protein of 901 amino acids. NCBI's taxonomy places the organism in Eukaryota, Metazoa, Arthropoda, Insecta, Hymenoptera, Colletidae. Gene Ontology annotation, molecular function: NAD+ binding. The transcript is spliced from 10 exons. The record is from RefSeq and is a predicted model, not a curated record.